UUGCAUCCGAAACGGCAAGAGAUCGGAACAAUACUUCGAAUAAAGUUUAAAAUUUACUUUCUAUUUUUUCUUGCGUUCUUCAUUUUGCCGAGUCGGCCUGCGAGAAUGACCGGAACGGUGGACACGUCCACUGCACAGGCACUAUCACCGUCCUACGUCAACUCUUUCCGCAUCUCCGCCGUCACUAGCCGAUUACUUGUCCACCUUGGCGGCGAUAUCCAUACCGAAAAUACAGAGUUCUUCAACCUCUGCCUCUCUCUUGCCAGAGGUAUUGACUAUGCUGUUGCUAACAAUGAAAUCCCUGGAAGAGCUCCAGAUCUUCCCUAUUUGAUAAAACAGGUAUGUCAGCGGAAAAAUGAACCACAAUUGCAAGCAGCUAUUAUGGUGCUAAUGAUCUCUGUAAAGAGUGCAUGUACUAGUGGGUGGUUCAAUGAGAAAGAGAAGGAAGAACUUCACCUUCUCUCAGAAGAGAUGCAAAGCAGUUUCUGUAGUGUGAAUGUUAAAGAUAUGAAUUCCAAUAUGAAGAACAAGGAGAGCAACUUGCAUCCCACCCUCUCCACCAUUAUGUCAAGAUACUUUCCAGGAAUGAAAAUGGGAGAAAUACUUUGUCUUGUUGAAGCCAUGACUGGUUAUGAUUCAUAUGUGACCGAUCUUCAUAUUUCAAAGAGUGCAAGAGCUUCUACUAAUGACAAGAUAUAUUUAUUUGUUGCUCAAAUAGAUAAUAUAGAGACAUCAUCAUGCCUCAUAAGUCCCCAACAAGUCAAUUUUUUAUUGAAUGGUGAAGGAGUUGAAAGGAGGACCUGUAUUUUUAGGGAUCCGGGCCCACAAGCUCCAACACCUGUGACACAUAUGCUUAAAUAUGGAAGUAAUCUUCUUCAAGUUGUGGGCCAAUUUAAUGGGAGAUAUAUUAUAGUCAUUGCCUUCAUGAGUGUGGUCUCAAAUCCCACCUGUCCUCCCAUUCUAGAUUAUGUUCCACUAGCUGCUGCUGCACCUGAUUCAGAUAAUGAGAUAAUUGAAGGGCCUUCAAGAAUAUCACUAAAGUGUCCAAUAAGCUUUAGCCGUAUCAAGAUCCCUGUUAAAGGACAUACAUGUAAACAUCUUCAGUGCUUUGAUUUUAAUAAUUAUGUGGGCAUAAACACAAGAAGACCACAAUGGCGCUGUCCUCACUGUAGUCAAUCUGUCUGCUUUCAUGACAUCCGAAUCGACCAAAGAAUGGUCAAGGUUCUUAAAGAGGUAGGAGAAGAUGUUUCUCAUGUCAAAAUCUCUAGUGAUGGUUCAUGGGAAGCUGUCACUGAAAGUAACGAAAACAGUGACAAACAAAAUGACGCGCCACCUGUCCAUCAAGACACCAGUAUACAAAAUAUAGAUGACAUUAUGGACCUUACUGAAGGUGAUAAUAAUGAAGUGGAUGAUAAAAAACCCAGUGUCAAUAAUGUCAAUAAAAAUAUUCCACCACAUAUGGAAGACGGGUUUUGGAGAGAGUUUUAUUCACCUUCACUUCCAACUAGGAUUGCUAAUACAAGACCAGAUGCUGCUGACUUGAUUCCUGGAAGACCCAUUUUCAACUCCAUUCCCGGUCAAAGUCAAAGUCAAAGUCAAAGUCAAAAUGACAACUCGAAUAAUGGUAGUAAUGUGCACUCUAGGUAUCCAACACACAUGUUGAAUGUAACAAGAGCACCUAAUACUAUUCAAGCACUGCCAGCUCAGACAAGUUCAAGAUCAGCUGAUGUGGACAGACAACAACAAAACUUUUCCCAAAUUCUAACUAACCUUCAAUCCGCACGUAUGAGUUCUCAGAUCCCACAACAAAAGGGAAGGAAUAUGUCACCUCUUCCACCAGACCGUUUCUGGUCACACCCACCGCAGUCUAUUAACCAGAGGACUCCGGUUCCGGUUCCGAUGCGACCAUCGGCUCCAACACCUCCGGCGGCUCGUCCACCUGGCGGCGGUGGUGUGGGCCCCAAUCCCAUGACUAGUCAAUCCCAUUAUUCAUUGGCUGAUAUUCAACGGGCCACCAAUGUUUUGAGGACACCGUCUACACCCGUUUCAAUCCAGACACCCGCACCAUCUAUGCCAGUGACAUCAACCGCAGACCAAAGAGAUCCAGGGAGUUCAGGGGAUGCUAACUGGAGGCCAACAGGACGGAUGAGAGGGAGUUUAUCAGGGCGGGCAUACUCGGAAGCUUUGAACCAGUACAUAAUUCAACCGAAUCAACCGGUUCAAGCUGCUAGACCACCGGUUUUGAACACUCCAAGACCAUUCAUACCGCCACAUCUGCAAGCUCUAAUGGCGAAUAACUUGAGAUCUCAAAAUGGAGAAGGUGGUGGUCCUGAUUCAGAUGGUGGGGUUUUGCCAGAUAAGUGAUUUAGGUGUUUAUGUAAUGAUUUGGUGAUAUUAUUGUUGCUUGUUGUAAUUGCUUUUGUUCUUUGAUGACCUUGAAACAUAAAAAAGUUUGAUGACCUUGUAA
Molecule: messenger RNA, 2467 nt
Organism: Lactuca sativa (garden lettuce)
Lineage: Eukaryota; Viridiplantae; Streptophyta; Magnoliopsida; Asterales; Asteraceae
Product: RING/U-box superfamily protein
Biological process (GO): protein sumoylation
Cellular component (GO): chromatin
Molecular function (GO): SUMO ligase activity; zinc ion binding
Source: RefSeq, a predicted model, not a curated record